ACGUCCACGCCUGGGCACACACACACGCGCGCGCGCGCACCCCCAUACACUGUAACCGGUUUGAGCGAAAUAUACGCAGAUUCUCGUCACCAUUUGGGAGAGAGAGAGGGAAUAAGAAAAAGAGAGAGAGUGGAUACUGUAGCUACACAUGGAUGUGCAGACGGACACUGCAAUUAUAAUCUGGAUAAAUUUGACGGCGGGUGGUCGGAAUUUGUGGACAUAAUGGGGAAUACGACACCCAAACCAUCAAUAGAUGCAACACUGCAACCUCCUCCACUGGCCAGCAGACAAUAUUACACGCUGCCCAACAAUGGCGCCGGACUUGAGAGAAGGUCUGCACAUCCAGUUAGCAUCAGUAUGGAGUCACCCCGCUUUCACCCCCACGCCAAAGGCAAGAAUAUAAGACUUGACGGGCAGCUUCGCCGCGCCACUCGAAAGAACAGUUUUUGCAAUGGGAUCACCUUCAGUCACAGGCCUGUCCAUCUCUACGAAAAGGUGCGACUUCGUCUUACUGGAGUGCACACCGGCUGGAGUGGAGCUCUACGCUUUGGUUUCACCAGUCUGGACCCAAGUGAUUUGAUCAUAUCUGACAUCCCCAAAUACGCUUGUCCAGAUUUGGUGACGCGGCCCGGAUACUGGGCCAAGGCACUGCCUGAAAGACUCGCCUUGAAAGACAGCGUGCUUGCCUUCUGGACCGAUCGCCACGGGAGAGUAUUCUACAGUAUUAAUGAUGGCGAGCCAAUCCUCUUCCAUUGUGGCCUCAGCAUCGGCUGCCCGCUCUGGGCCAUCGUUGAUAUCUACGGCAUCACUCAGGAAGUCACGCUGCUUGAAAGCACGUUUGCCGAGAGCGUCAGCUCGAGCUGCCUGAGCGCCGCCCGCCUGAGUGCCUAUCUCCCCCAAAGCAGCCACGAUUCGGCCAAUUACAGCAAUAAUCAACUGGAGAACAACCAAGCCGCUGCCGCCAAGAUGGCCAACAUCCAGCUCAAUACUUACACUCAGCUAAUCCCCUACUGCUCAUCCAAUUCGUCCUCCAACACGCCGGCCUCAUCUGUCUCCUCCGGAUUCUCCAGGGUGGUUCGGAGCCUCCCCUCCCCGCUGAACAAUGACCUGCACUUUCACCCCAUCCGCGGCUCCGACAUCAUACUUUCCGCAGACCGCUCAGCUGCUUGUAUCCACUUUCUGGACAGCAGUCGAACUCUUGUGUUUAGUGAUCGGCCUCUGUACACCGGAGAGACUUUAUACGUAGAGGUCGGCCAUCUGGGUCUGCCUUAUUUCGGGGCGCUGUGGUUUGGUUUGACGUCCUGUGACCCAGCUAGUCUUCACGCCGGGGACCUGCCGGCUGAUCCAGAGGUUUUGCUGGACCGUAAGGAGUACUGGGUGGUUCAUCGUGGGUUCCCGAUGCCGUGCUCCGGGGACGUGCUGAGCUUUAGUCUGCUGCCCAGUGGAGAGGUGCACCACGGAGUGAACGGAGUGGGACGUGGCAGGCUGCUUUGCGUAGACCCUUCUCAGGUGCUGUGGGCCUUCUUCGCCCUACACGGGGCUGUGAACAGACUCAAGAUACUCGGAACGCUGCAGCCCAGUCCUCCCUCCACAUCCCCCACCACCUCCCAGAGCAGCAGCCCAGACGACAGCGAUUCAGAUCUGGCCUUCAGUGUCAACAGAUCCUCCUCUGCGUCUGAAUCUUCCCUGGUGACUGCUCCCAGCUCCCCUCUCAGUCCUCCUGUAUCUCCCUGCCUGGGUGGCUCAGAGUGGCCCUCUUGUGAGAAAAACGGGGAAUGCACCAUCUGCUUUGACCAAGAAGUGGACACGGUUAUCUACACUUGCGGUCAUAUGUGUCUGUGCAACGAUUGUGGACUGAAGCUCAAGAGGCAGAUCAACGCAUGUUGCCCGAUAUGCAGGAGGCCCAUCAAAGAUGUGAUCAAAACAUAUCGGCCAUGAGUUCAUCGCCUUCUUUCAGGCAUGCUUGCACAACAACUGCAGAUUAGCCAUAAAAGGACAUUAUUGUGCCUAUGGGAUUUUAUAUGUUAAUCAUCUCUGGAGACAACAAACAAGCCAUUGCUGUCUACUCAUCAUCUUAAAUAAUAGAUUGCAUAUAUUGGCGCAUAUAUUUAUGGUAGAUAAUAAUGCGAUGUAUGAUGUGCCACGGCUCUUUAUCGAUCAAUAUGCUUUCUCUGAUGUUGCCAUUUAUAUUCACAAAGUAAUAAAUGUUAAGGUUAAUGUUGCAAAUUAGCUUCAGCUGGAAAAAGUCGAAAAGACUUUUAGUGCCUUAGAUUAUUGUCUCAUUUGGUGUUCACGUGAUUAACUCACAAUGGAGGCCAUAUUUUUUAUUGUACAAUAAGGUUUGUGAUGGAAAAAAGAAUUUGAGCAAUAAAAGGCACACCUGAUCAUGUAGCGGUAUGUGAACGGUGAAUGAAGUCAUGUGUUUGAAGAGGUUGUUGUAAAUGAAUAAAUAGUCUGGUUUUGCACAUUGAGAGAAAAAUAAAAGUGAGUUAAAUGUAGUUAAUGUGUUCUUUUUUUUCAACACAACGCAUGUACAGUCGGGCAAAUAAGUAUUUAGUCAACCACUAAUUGUGCUAGUUCUCCCACUUGAAAAUAUUAUAGAGGCCUGUAAUUGUCA
Messenger RNA from Corythoichthys intestinalis (scribbled pipefish), 2617 nucleotides. It is a transcript of the gene neurl1b, whose product is annotated as neuralized E3 ubiquitin protein ligase 1B. The record is from RefSeq and is a predicted model, not a curated record. NCBI's taxonomy places the organism in Eukaryota, Metazoa, Chordata, Actinopteri, Syngnathiformes, Syngnathidae. The transcript is spliced from 6 exons. Gene Ontology annotation, cellular component: early endosome. Gene Ontology annotation, biological process: ubiquitin-dependent endocytosis. Gene Ontology annotation, molecular function: ubiquitin protein ligase activity. Bases 223 to 1938 code for a protein of 571 amino acids.